Quercus lobata is the source of this 570-nucleotide messenger RNA. RefSeq lists its product as uncharacterized. The record is from RefSeq and is a predicted model, not a curated record. Bases 1 to 570 code for a protein of 189 amino acids. Lineage: Eukaryota; Viridiplantae; Streptophyta; Magnoliopsida; Fagales; Fagaceae. The transcript has a single exon.
AUGCAAGCUUCAGAUAUAAGUAAUGUAUGCAACCAAUUGUUGGAGGAGAUUGCCCAAAGGGCAGCUAAUAUCCAUCCUCCAGCUGGAGUUAGCCAAGGUUCUACCCAAGAGGCUUUUCUAAAGCAAAGGCCACCUUCUUUUAGUGGGACUACGAGUCCAUUAGAAGCGGAAAGUUGGGUUUUUAAAAUGGAAAAGAUCUUUAAAUUCCUUGGAUGUACAGAUUCUCAGAAGGUGAAUUAUGCUACGUAUAUGUUUAAAGGUCCUGCUGAAAUAUGGUGGAAGUCAGCAAAGAGACUUCUCUUAGAAGGAAGAGGUGAUAAUGCUCAGAUUAGUUGGGCAGAAUUUGUGAAGAAAUUUUAUGAGCAAUAUUUUACAGAAUGUUUCAGAGAUAAACAAGUUGAAAAUUUUGUUGAACUGGUCCAAGGGAGUAUGGGGGUUGCUCAAUAUGAAGCAAAGUUUGCUGAGUUGUCUCGUUUUGCUCCUCACCUUGUUUCUACUGAGGCUUUAAGGGUUAAGAAGUUUCGCAAAGGGCUGAAUUUCAAAAUCAAACAACGUUUAACUACUUCUUGA